This is a messenger RNA of Alnus glutinosa, 1404 nucleotides long. RefSeq lists its product as uncharacterized. NCBI's taxonomy places the organism in Eukaryota, Viridiplantae, Streptophyta, Magnoliopsida, Fagales, Betulaceae. Gene Ontology annotation, cellular component: endoplasmic reticulum. The record is from RefSeq and is a predicted model, not a curated record. Bases 1 to 1404 code for a protein of 467 amino acids. The transcript has 2 exons. Gene Ontology annotation, biological process: protein folding. Gene Ontology annotation, molecular function: calcium ion binding.
AUGGCUCAUUUUUUCUUUAAGAGUCGCUCUUUUCUUCUCAAAAUCCUUCAUGAUGACUCUGAUGAUGAUUUAGAGAUAAUUACGAGGGCGUUGGAAGAAGAAGGAUCAACAUCACAUCGUGGUAGUACCCAACAUCGUAGGCACAUCGUGCGUAAUCGGUUGCAAGGCCACGAAAGGCUUGUGCUCGAUUAUUUUGCAGAGUCACCAAUAUACCUUCCUAGACUAUUUCGAAGGAGGUUCCAUAUGAGGCGUCCUCUUUUUCUUCGUAUUGUAUCCGAGGUUGAAGAUUACGAGCCAUACUUCGUCCAAGAAAGAAAUGCAGCUGGAAUACUUGGUUUUUCUUCCCUUCAAAAGAUUAUUGCCGCACUCAGGAUGCUAGCAUAUGGAGUAACUGGUGAUUAUGUGGAUGAAUAUCUAAGGCUUUCUGAAAGCAAAACAAUGGAUAGUCUAAAACUGUUUGCGCAAGCAAUGGUUUCUCUUUACUCCGAUGUGUACUUGAGGUCACCAACAAAUCAUGAUAUUGCGAGAUUGCUAGCGAAGGGCCAAAGUCGUGGUUUUCCUAGGAUGUUGGGGAGCAUCGACUACAUGCACUGGAAAUGGAAAAAUUCCCCCACAUCAUGGAGAGGUAUGUAUUCUGGCCAUAAACAUGAAGCAACUAUUAUCUUGGAAGUAGUUUCUUCAUAUGAUCUUUGGAUAUGGCAUGCAUUUUUUGGGUUACCUGGGUCUAACAAUGACAUCAACGUGUUGGAUAAAUCUUUUAUAUUUACUAAGCUUGCUCAAGGGCGUGGUCCUCGAGUCAAUUACUCUAUUAAUGGUCAUGACUACACAAUGAGAUAUUACCUUGGCGAUGGUAUAUACCCGCGAUGGUCAACAUUUGUAAAAACAAUCUUAGCCCCACUAAGAGCCAAGAAGAAACAUUUUGCUGCAGCACAAGAGUCUGCAAGAAAGGACGUAGAGCGUGCAUUUGGAGUGUUGCAAGCACAAUUUACAAUUGUGCGUCAGCCUGCACGAUGUUUCAAAAUACUUGAGCUCAAACAAAUUAUGAAAGCAUGCAUAAUUCUCCAUAACAUGAUUCUUGAAGAUGAACGAGAUGAACAAGACACUUUGGACUUCGAUUAUGAACAACUCAAUGCAAAUCCUCCUGAACCACUGUCACACAAUGAAACAGAUAUGCUUUCGAAGUUUAUUUGUAUUCGUCAACAGUUUGUACUGGAUUUGCAUGCUUAUCCUUUUCCAUACAUUGUGUUUGUUUUUAUGCGUGAAAAGGCUAGGAAGUAUGCAAUAGUUAAAGAGCUUGAUGAGCAUGUGAGUCUAAAGGAUGGAACUGUUGUCCUCCAAUUUGAGACCCAGCUCCAGGAAGGGCUUGAAUGUGGUGGUGCAUAUCUCAAAUAUCUUCGACCAUAG